Didymella exigua CBS 183.55 is the source of this 348-nucleotide messenger RNA. Its product is annotated as Bystin-domain-containing protein. The record is from RefSeq and is a predicted model, not a curated record. Gene Ontology annotation, molecular function: snoRNA binding. The transcript is spliced from 2 exons. Gene Ontology annotation, cellular component: preribosome, small subunit precursor; nucleolus; cytoplasm. Gene Ontology annotation, biological process: rRNA processing. Lineage: Eukaryota; Fungi; Ascomycota; Dothideomycetes; Pleosporales; Didymellaceae. The coding region runs from base 1 to 348 and encodes 115 amino acids.
AUGUCGACGCUCAGCCAGGACCAAGAACCGACCCGAUCCGCUGCAGGUGGCCGGAGCGAGCGAGCGGGAUACCCGGCACGCUCCAGCCGCGCGCUGCUGUACGAAAUAUCUAGCGCUGCUGACUGCAAGGACAUGGCCACGUGCCUGCUCGCCUUUGCGCAGCGCUACCGGAACGACAUCACAGAAGACCAGCGCGAGGCCCUGCUCGACCUGCUGCUGACAAGAGGGCACAAGAGCAUCAGCCCCGACGUCAGGCGGGAACUGCUCGAGGGCAGGGGCCGCGGCGUCGUUGCCGACCCGGCCGCCGCCGUCGGCGUCGACGGCGACGAUACCAUGGUCAUGGGUUGA